AUGAUUAUGUACGGAGGAGGAGGAGAAGGGAAGGACGGCGAAUCAACCGAUCAUAUAUCAGAUGGAGGAGUAGUACUGAAGAAAGGGCCAUGGACGGCAGCGGAAGAUGAGAUACUUGCUGCUUACGUUAGAGAGAACGGUGAAGCUGUCGUCUCCGUUGGGCCAAUCAUCUUCAACCUAAUCUCAAGAAAGGUUCUUUCACAGGCGAUGAAUAACGUCUCAUUAUCCAGCUUCAUGCUCAGUUUGGUAACAAAUGGGCUCGCAUGGCCGCUCAGUAACGAUCAUUUCACUUUCCCUAGAACCCCACCUCUCCUCGAACUGCCUUCAUCGCUCCUUACCAAACAUUACAACAAUGCUAACACUUCUCUCAAUUGCAUCAACUGCGUUUCAACUGCAUCGUUUUCCCCCGUUUCAAGAGACUCUGACAGUUCUUUUCUAACAGUACCUUACUCUUCCCCAACAGCUCAAACCGCGACUUACAAUAACACUAAUAACAACUACUCUUCCUCUCCUCUCUCCUCUUUAAACCCUUCUUCCUACCCUACAUCAACUUCUUCCCCAAGCUUUCUUCACUCCUACUACACUCCUAAUUUAUCUUCCACCUCCUUUCAUACGAACACAGCUUACUCCAUGCAACAAGAGCUCUCUUCACACCAAACUCCUCAGUCAGAUGCCUUUAAAAGUGCUAACAAUUUAAUAAAAAAUGAGAAACAAAACAGUACGAGGCUUCACAGACGAAGUACUAGCUGCAGCCUUGUAGAGGAUGUCCUUAAAGAUGCCGAGGCUCUAGACAUCGGAGCCCGACCUCCAAAACGGAGACAACUCACAGCUUCUCCUCCAAAUAACCAUAACAACAAUGAUUACUUCUUCUCGAUUAAUUUUGGACAGCUUGACUCUUCUGAAAACACAUAUUUGAAAUCAAAGGAAGAAGAGUCUCUUCAGAUGAACACGAUGCAAAAGGACAUAUCUAAGAUUCUUGACUGGGGAAGUAAUAGCGGAGACAUCUCGAAUGAAAAAUCAUCUGUUGUCACUGACGACGAUUUUGUUUUUGAUGUUCAUCAAUUUGCCUUACUAUUCCCGGCUGAUUCUACGGCCACAACAACCGCGGCAAACGACGAACAAAACAACAAUAAUAACAAUAACUACUCAUGGGAUGACUUGCAUGAAAUUAAAUAG
This is a messenger RNA of Eruca vesicaria subsp. sativa (arugula), 1176 nucleotides long. The record is from the annotation of a GenBank genome assembly. Lineage: Eukaryota; Viridiplantae; Streptophyta; Magnoliopsida; Brassicales; Brassicaceae.